Messenger RNA from Oppiella nova, 1974 nucleotides. The record is from the annotation of a GenBank genome assembly. Lineage: Eukaryota; Metazoa; Arthropoda; Arachnida; Sarcoptiformes; Oppiidae.
AUGACUUCAGUACCAACUCUGGGCUAUUGGAACAUCCGAGGCCGGGCUCAGCCCAUACGCUAUCUGCUAACGUAUGCCGGCGUCGAGUUCAACGACAAACGCUAUGUCCUGAAGGACUGGCAGUCAGAUAAGCAUAAUCUAGGCUUUGAUUUCCCAAACCUUCCCUAUUAUAUGGAUGGAGACAUAAAACUGACCCAAAGUCUGGCGAUUAUGAAAUACUUGGCGCGAAAGCACGGACUGGUGGCCAGGGAUGACCCCACACUCGCCCGACAGGAGUUGAUUGAGCAGUUCGUUUAUGAUAUACAACACGGUUUUCUACCUAUUAUUAUGUCUGACGACUACGCGGCUAAGAGGGAUCAGUACAGCACCGGUACUCUCACACCGCAGUUGCAUCUAUUGGCCGAGUUCUUAGGGGACAAGGAAUGGCUGACCGGACAGUUGUCUUACGUGGACUUCAUUGUGUAUGAAGUGCUGGAUUGGUUGAGACUUUUCACACCCGACACCUUCCGCCAGUUCCCAACUCUGGACCAGUAUUUGGAUCGCUUUGAAGCGCUUCCGGAAAUCAAUGAUUACAUGAAUGGCUAUUUUAAGAUACGAGCCCUCGCACAGCCGAUCAGAUUGUUACUGAAAUAUACGGGAACUCCGUUUACGGAUAAGUAUUAUGAGUUAGGCGAUGAUUUGCUAACACUUAGGGAUAGUUGGCUUAAAGAAAAGUUUACGUUAGGACUGGACUUCCCUAACGUUCCCUAUUAUAUCGAUGCGAACGUAAAGCUCACCCAAAGUGUCGCUAUUUUGCGAUAUUUGGGUCGAAAACACGGUUUAGUGGCCAGGGAUGAGACCGGACUCGUGCGCCAGGAUCUGGUGGAACAACAAUUCAUGGACUACAGGACAGGGUUUAUGCAAAUGCUGUUCAAUAGAGAAGGCUUUGAGACAAACAAAAAGAAAUUUAUCGCCGAAACACUUCCUCAAUGGUUGGAUCAGUUGUCGAAGUUCUUGGGCAGUAAUCAGUGGUUUUCUGGACAGACACUCACUUACGCCGACUUCUUGGGCUACGAGAUACUCGAUUGGUUCCGACUGUUGAGUGCAGAGACCGUCAAGAAGUACCAGAAUUUGGUUCAAUAUUUGGAUCGAUUCGAGAAUUUGCCACAAAUUAAGGCUUACAUGAAGUCUCCGGAAUUUCUAACCGCCUAUAAGGUGCGAGCACUCGGUCAGCCAUCACGACUGCUACUUAAAUAUACUGGAACUCCGUUUACGGACAAGUAUUACGAGUUCGGGUCCACUCCGGAGACCAGAUACGCGCACUGGUAUAACGAGAAGUUCACAUUAGGACUGGACUUCCCUAACGUUCCCUAUUAUAUCGAUGCGAACGUAAAGCUCACACAAAGUAUCGCUAUUUUGCGAUAUUUGGGUCGAAAACACGCCGCCUAUAAGGUGCGAGCACUCGGUCAGCCAUCACGACUGCUACUUAAAUAUACUGGAACUCCGUUUACAGACAAGUAUUACGAGUUCGGGUCCACUCCGGAGACCAGAUACGCGCACUGGUAUAACGAGAAGUUCACAUUAGGACUGGACUUCCCUAACGUUCCCUAUUAUAUCGAUGCGAACGUAAAGCUCACCCAAAGUAUCGCUAUUUUGCGAUAUUUGGGUCGAAAACACGGUUUGGUGGCCAGGGAUGAGACCGGACUCGUGCGCCAGGAUCUCGUCGAACAGCAACUCUUUGACUACAGGACAGGGUUUUUUGAAAUUCUAGUUAAUAAAGAGGGCUUUGAAGAAAACAAAAAGAAAUUUAUUGCCGAAACACUUCCUCAAUGGUUGGAUCAGUUGUCGAAAUUCUUGAGUAGUCAUCAGUGGCUCACCGGAAAGACACUGACUUAUGUCGACUUCUUGGGCUACGAAGUCCUCGAUUGGUUCCGACUGUUCAGUCCGGAGACCGUCAAGAAGUACCACAAUUUGGUUCAAUAUUUGGAUCGAUUU